Sinocyclocheilus grahami is the source of this 1154-nucleotide messenger RNA. Its product is annotated as F-box only protein 5-like. NCBI's taxonomy places the organism in Eukaryota, Metazoa, Chordata, Actinopteri, Cypriniformes, Cyprinidae. The transcript is spliced from 5 exons. Bases 1 to 981 code for a protein of 326 amino acids. Gene Ontology annotation, molecular function: protein binding; zinc ion binding. The record is from RefSeq and is a predicted model, not a curated record. Gene Ontology annotation, cellular component: nucleus. Gene Ontology annotation, biological process: regulation of mitotic nuclear division; negative regulation of meiotic nuclear division.
AUGUGUGAAAGUUUGGGUAAUAAGCGUCAUUCUCUAGAUGUGGCAUCAGACGACGAGGUGGUUCUCAGCAGUAGCAGCCUAACCGAGGACAGCGGCUACCUUUCCCUACAAAACAGCCAGGUGGAUCACGGGGAUGUGGAUGGCGCGGACUCACUGGAGAGGAGUGAAGAGAAAUGCGUGUCCUCUCAGUCAUUGGCCGUGAAGUGUCAUUCUGCGCCCUGUCUGCCCGUGUUGAAGUUUCAGGAGGAGGUGUGCAGAGAACUGGCUAAAAGCUUUAAAAAGAGCAAAAGUUACGACUGGACUGUUGUUAAUAAGGUUGCAGAGAAUUACGGGCUGCAUAAUGUGAUCGGUGGGAAGAUGGGACGGCAGUUUGUGGACAUCCUUUGCGGCCUGUUGAGGAAAGACAUGAGGCAUAUCCUUGCCAGGAUAUUGGGCCUGUUGGGAGAUUGUGACUUAGUGAGCUGUAAAAAAGUGAGCCAGACGUGGCGGAAAAUCAUUUGUGAAGAUCAGGUGGCCCUUCGGCGCUGCAGAGAAGCAGAAAGAACGUUAAGGGACUCUGGCCGCCCCAUGGGCUCAUUAUCACGAGACUUCACCUUGAGCAGGGUGGUGUUCUCCUGCAUGCAGACCGUCGCCUCUACGCCCGUUCACAAGGCCAUUAAGAAGCCGCAGUGCAAGACGGGUGGAGCACAAAACGCAUCCAAGCCAAGUCGCUUCCAACAGUUUCAUGAGGUUGCCCGAUCGCUCAAGCAGCAUGAAUCUCUGCGGUCGUGUAUCCUCUGCGGCUCUGCAGCACGGUUCGAUGCAGCCAUGCAGCGGGCCAUAUGCACACGUGGCAGCUGUGCUUUUGACUUUUGCACAUUGUGUCAAUCAGCGUUCCACAGCUCUGCCCCGUGCCGCAAUUCUGUCCGGACCAUCUCCGCUUCACAAAAAACACUCAUCGCCGGCUCGGCUCGAAGCAAAAGGAACGUCCGUCGCCUCUGAGCACCAGACGGGAAAAUGUUACCAGAACUUUUAAAGAGCUACCUUUUAGGAUCUUAACUGUUUUGAAAUACUUUUAAAAAUAGGUGUUUUAUCAUCUUCCUAAAUGUGAAGUGAAUUUGGCCAUGUUUGUGGUCACUGCACAAAGUGAAAAAACUACAAUCAUCCUCUAUGCC